This is a messenger RNA of Pollicipes pollicipes, 3038 nucleotides long. RefSeq names its product vacuolar protein sorting 50 (gene Vps50). Gene Ontology annotation, molecular function: SNARE binding. Gene Ontology annotation, biological process: endocytic recycling; retrograde transport, endosome to Golgi. NCBI's taxonomy places the organism in Eukaryota, Metazoa, Arthropoda, Thecostraca, Pollicipedomorpha, Pollicipedidae. Gene Ontology annotation, cellular component: EARP complex. The record is from RefSeq and is a predicted model, not a curated record.
AACACCACAGAACUGCAGAGUAGCGGGAAAGCAUCGUCUUGAAAAGGCUGUCGUAAUAUUCAGUGGCAGCCCCCAGUUGUUUGCAGCGUAUCGAUGGCCAUGCCCUUUAAUCAAGCAUAUUGCAGAUGAAAUAACUGCAAAUCUACAGAUAAGAGAACAGCUUCCAAGAAGCUCCAGUUUUUUCUGCUAGCCAUGGAUCUGAAGGAAAAGCUCAAGACAUUGAUAAACAAACCAGUGCUGCCCCGGGUCAGCUUGCCGCCGCAGCACGCUCCCAACACCUGGGACGCCUCCGAGGCGCUGGAGCGGCGCGUGCGCGUCGCGCACGAGGUCAGCGACCCGGAAGCUGAGCAGGAGGUGCUGGAUGGCAUCCAGCCCGUGUUCUUCGAGAGCCAGGAGCCGUCGGCGGUGUGCCGCGAGCAGCUGCAGAUGUUCCCGCCGUCCAUGGACGUGAACCUGGUGAACGCGCAGCGCCUGAUCCUGAAGAAGCAGCUGACAGUAGUCUCCAAGAAGGUGUCGGACAUGAUUCUACACUGCCAGCCGGAGCACAGCAAGGAGCUGGAGAGGGUGAUGCUGCUGCAGGAGGAGCUGCAGCAGACGCUGGCCGUGUGCCAGACGGCGCGCCAGUCGGUGCACCAGGCGCAGGCGCACUUCACGGCCGGCGGUCUGGGCGUGCUGGCCAACUACCGGCACCGGCAGACGCUGCGUGCUGUGCUGCGGCCGCUACACACCAUCAAAACACUGCAAAUGACGGAGGCUCGGCUGGAGGACCUGCUACGCGCCGAGGACUACCCGGGCUGCAUCCAGCUGCUGCAGGAGUGCAUGAAGGCGGCCGCCACCUACCGGCACUUCAGCUGCGUCAGUGACAUGACAACCAAGCUGCAGGACACGCUCGACAUGGCCGAGGAGCAGCUGGACGUCGGUCUCAGCAAGCUGUGCACGCGGUUCGACGAGCCGCGGUACGCCCGGCUCCAGGAGGCGUACCUGCUGCUGGGCAAGACCCAGACGGCCGCCGACCAGCUGCUGAUGCACAUGACCUCGGCCGUGCACAACACCAGCUGCCAGCUGGUGCUGGGUCACGUACAGCUGACGCGGCCAGCCGGGCCCGACCGGCUGCAGAAGCGGCAGUAUCAGGACCUCUGCGCGCUCAUCCCGUCGGAGAGUGUGCUGCCGUGCCUGACGGACCUCUGCCGCGUCCUCUGGACCAUUCUCUACAACUACCACAGCAUCGUACAGUGGCACCGGCGACGGCUCGCCGCCGAAAACCCGUCACCAGAGACGGAGUCUGCCGAGCUGGGGGUGAACCGACGCUACGUGGCGCAGAAGCUGGAGCAUGGCCGCGGCCGCAUCUGGCUGGACGUCCAGGGGCGCGUGCGCACCUACCUGCUGGCCGCCGAGCUGGCCCACUUCAAGUUCGACGACUUCAUACAGAUCCUGGACGUGGUGCACAGGCUGCUGGAGAUCGGCGAGGAGCUGAGCGGCCAGGAGGGCGGCCCGCUGGAGGAGGCCGUCAAGAAGCAGUGCGUCGCCUUCUUCCGCGUGUACCACCGCGCGCGGCUGGAGGAGCUGCGCAUGUUCCUCGAGAACGAGGCCUGGGAGGUGUGCCCCGUCAAGCCGAGCUUCUCACUGCACAGCCUGCAGGAGUUCAAGCAGCUACGGCGCCAGAACCUGCUGUGCGCCGGGAAGGGCGCCGAGCCGGCGCCACGCACGCGCUACUUCGAGACGCAUGACACGGAGACGAACCCGUUCGACGUCAAGCUAGACGCCACCGUCGACGAGGACAUCCUAGCCGGUGAUCUGACGGACGAGGAGUCUGACGAGGAGCCGGACGAGCUGAAGGUGGAGCGGGUGGAGGAGGCGCCCGGCGACGGGCCCCACCGGCCGCACCUGCUGCGCCUCUGCGGCCGCUACCUCCACAUGAUGGCGCUGCUGCGCACGGUGGCGCUCGACGUGGUCGUCUGCCUCAGCCAGCUGUUCGACUUCUACCUGUACACGGUGUACAGCUUCUUCGCCGCUCCGGACGACGCCGGCAGCUCGCCGCGGCUGGUGGCCGCCCUGCAGCGCAUCUCCGAGCAGCUGAUGCUGCGGCCGGAGUCGGCGGCCGAGCCGGCGCCGGCCGCCGGCCCGUGGCGCGGCGAGCGCGUGCCGCCGGCGACGCUCAGCCCGUCCGUGGAGCUGCGCCGGCCCGAGGCGCUGCACGGCCUCGCCGCCCGACUCGUGGCCGCCGAGUCGCUCGUGUUCAUCGCCGGUCAGCUGGAGCAGAUCCGGGGCCACCUGGAGGGCAGUAUCCCGCCGAGCAAGCGACUCUACGUGCAGCAGUUCUAUGGACAGACGGUGGCCGUGGCGCCGGACGUGCGCGGCCCGGUCUACUUCCCGGUGACGUCACGGCUGAUGGACUCUGACGUCAUACUGAUGCGCAUGGCUAACGUCAACUGGGAGGUGAAGGAGCUGUGCAGCCAACACAACGCCUACGUUGACCUCAUGCUGCGGGACCUGCAGGUGUUCAGCAUGCGGCUGGAGGAGGUCGGCCGGCGCCUGCCGAUGCCACGGCCCGUGCACGACGCCCUCUGGGACCAGUGCAUACGCAUGGCCAACCGAGCCUUCGUCGAGGGAUUCGCCUCAGCUCGGCGCUGCAGCAACGAGGGCCGGGCGCUGAUGCAGCUGGACUACCAGCAGUUCGUGACCAAGCUGGAGCGCCUGACGCGUCUGCGACCGCUGCCGGAGCGCCACCUGGUGGAGACGUACGUCAAGGCCUACUACGUGCCCGAGGCCGGGCUGGAGGACUGGAUCCGGCAGCACAAGGAAUACACCAAGCGCCAGGUCACUUCUCUCAUUGGCUGCAUGAGCCACGUGGGCAAGCGGGCGCGCACACGACUGGUCGGUCUUCUGGAGGAGGACGGGCGGAGAUGACCGAAGAUGGAACGACUCCGGUGUGGACGACGCCUAGCGAGGCUGUACAUCGACGACGCAUACCUUGCGUGCGCUGCGCCUGCUGGGGAAGCGGUCGCCGCCUGCAGGGUCCGCUUCGCCCGGAGGUCUCU